Colletotrichum gloeosporioides is the source of this 2223-nucleotide messenger RNA. Its product is annotated as Cutinase transcription factor 1 beta. Lineage: Eukaryota; Fungi; Ascomycota; Sordariomycetes; Glomerellales; Glomerellaceae. Bases 1 to 2223 code for a protein of 740 amino acids. The transcript is spliced from 3 exons. Gene Ontology annotation, biological process: regulation of DNA-templated transcription; DNA-templated transcription. The record is from RefSeq and is a predicted model, not a curated record. Gene Ontology annotation, molecular function: DNA binding; DNA-binding transcription factor activity, RNA polymerase II-specific; zinc ion binding.
AUGCCAAAUAAUGAGUCUUUGAUGAUUGCACCCGGCAUGGAGGGAGAGCCCAAACGGCACCGCUCGGAACAACGCGCCAGCAAGCUUCGUCGAGCGGGACGUGCAUGUCUCGGUUGUCGAGCAAGGAAGGUUCGUUGCGACGCCCUCGAGCGUAGUCCCUGUAGCAAUUGCGAGUGGGACAAUGUUGAAUGCGUGGUCCCUCGAAGCCGUCGAAGUAGACCUGCUGCCGACGUCCCGACAAGCCAGUUCUCAGGCCAUGGAUGUUAUUCUACCGACAUAAGUAUGGUCGAUGGAACGGCUACUCAGAUCCUCCGCGAUGCUGCCGAUCCGGACUCUGCGGCUGUCGGGGCUAGCGUUCAGCCGGUGGAGAAUACCCCACGGGCAUCAUCUCGCAAUACGUCCACAAGCUUCUCGAUGUCCAGACCGUUCCCAGGAUUCGUUGAGCCUCUACGGGUUUGCAGGGAAGGAUAUGUUAGCUUUCUCGAGCAGCAGGGGGCUUUCCGCCUGCCCAGUCUGUUCUUACAAAGCGCACUCUUGAAAGCCUUCAUCGAGUUCGUCUACCCACGUAUGCCGUUACUGAACUUGACCAAGCUAUGCGAAGCCAUCGAAUCCUAUGAUAGAGGCACAAAAGACAUCAGCCUCUCGCUGUAUCAAGCUAUUCUUUUCGCUGGUUCCGUACAUGUCAAACAGGCUGACUUGGCUGGGACCGAAUUUUCUGAUAAGCUGAGUCUGAGAAACACACUAUAUCAGCGUGCAGAGUUGCUAUUUGAAUUGGGAGGUCCACAAGACCAAAUCACUCUUGUACAGGUGGCUCUGCUUCUGACCUUUCGAGGUAUAUCCCAAGAUUCACAACUAGACCGGAAAGACUCAUGGCACUGGAUGAACACCGCCGUUACGCUGGCGCUUGAUCUUGGCUUGAAUAAGGAACCCUCUCUGAAAGCAUUCGAUACUUCAGAAAUCAAGUUACGACGGCGACUGUGGUGGUGCUGCUAUGUCCGCGACAAGAUUCUGGCCCUCGGGAUGAGCAAGCCAAGCAGAAUCAAAGAUGAGGACCAUAGUGCCUCCAUGCUCAGCAUACAUGACAUGGACUUGGAAACUCUGAAGACCGAAAGAACAAUAUUCGUGCGUAUCCACUUAGGGCCGUACGAUCAUGUCGAAAUGAUGGAAUCUGCUGAGUUGUGCGUCGAGAAGACCAGACUGUCGAUGCUCAUGCAUCGAACGCUGCAGCUUCAACAAAGCCCCGACAGUCGGCAGAAUUCCUCGAUAGAAGACACAGUGGAGGGAAUUGAGGCAGAUCUCUCAGCUUGGGUCAGUCAAUUAUCAGUUUCUUGUCAGACUCAGCCACUGCCUAUCAGGUUGCGGACCACCAGCAUUCAGACAUCAAUUCGAUCGCGGCGGCAUCUUUUGCAUAUGGCUUACAAUUUUGUUCGACAUACAUUGCAUCAUGGACGCAACGAGCAGCGAAAAGAAGCUCAUUCCCAAAGACCGGUUCAGUCUUUGGAGACAUCAAAGCGCAUCGUGUCCGAGUGUGCGGACAACAUCACUCGGCUUGCAGCCGAUCUUCACCAAGGAGAAAUGGAUCUGUAUCUCCCUAUUGGGGCAAUCACGAUACUAUGUCCCGCAAUCUCUACGCACCUGAUCAACAUGAAGAACCGAAGCCAAGGCUCGAAACAAGCUGCCGUGUCAGGCUUUCGGGUCUGCAUGAGAGUGCUAGACAAGCUGAGGGAUCUCUAUCCCGCAACAGAGGUCACCCUUGCAUAUCUGGAUGUAAUUCUCCAGAAGGCACAGAUGGAGUCAGCUAUCUCGGUACGAGCGGUAUUUCAGCUUAACGAACGAGACCGAAGCGAUAUGCGGAUGAUUCUCGGACGCAGCCGAGGGCAACCGUGGGAUACAAUCGUGACGUCGAAAGCCACAGAUCUUGGCUUUGCUGGCCUUGAAGAUGCUCUGAACCAAUAUGAACGACUUGAUACCCCGGAGUUGUUCGCGGACUACGGUGCGGAAGAAUCAAUGGGGUCAACAUAUCAAACGACAUCACUCGGCCUGCCACUUUCGCCCAAAGACACACUUGGACACGUCGAUUUCAAUGAGAUGAAUCCCGGGCAAUGCCUGAACCUCGGAUGGAUUGAAGAUGCGGACAGCCAAUUACCCACGGAUGAUGCUUUGAUGCCAGCGGCUACAAAUCAAGGAACAUCAUGGUUUGAAGACGAGACUCAUAUGUAUUAA